Messenger RNA from Trichoderma asperellum CBS 433.97, 2095 nucleotides. RefSeq lists its product as uncharacterized. Gene Ontology annotation, molecular function: RNA polymerase II cis-regulatory region sequence-specific DNA binding; zinc ion binding; DNA-binding transcription factor activity, RNA polymerase II-specific. Gene Ontology annotation, biological process: positive regulation of transcription from RNA polymerase II promoter by galactose. The record is from RefSeq and is a predicted model, not a curated record. Lineage: Eukaryota; Fungi; Ascomycota; Sordariomycetes; Hypocreales; Hypocreaceae. Gene Ontology annotation, cellular component: nucleus.
CAGCCCAAUACCGUCUUUUACGCAGAUGCAAAGCCAGUAACAUCAUGUUUUCAACCUUUCACCUCAACAACGCUGGUGGCGGCUCUCGCUCACACAGACGAUCUGCUCAUACGCUACGAGCGUGUGUGCGGUGUCGACAGGCUCGCAUCAAGUGCGGUGACGAGAGACCAUGUCAAUCCUGCAAGAGCAGUGGGAAACAAUGUUUUGACGAAAGGCCAGUGCGAAGGUCAGAGCAGUCACGGAUAACACCAAACACCAUUGUUGUCUCCCCACGGACUGGCCAUCUCGCCCCGCAUCAAGCUGAGGAAAGCCAAUCAAGUCUUACUUCAUCAAACACUACAUACAGAAGGGCUACAUCUUCAAAGUUCUUCCUGGAGAAUCUUGAGGCUAAACUCCGCCAAUCAAGCCCCGGCCAGGAUUUUGACACAUCCCUCUUCGAGCUGAGUCCAUAUAUACCACAGCCAUUCCUGGCCAUACCAGGUCUCCCCUCAAACCUAUUAGGAAACACAAUUGGGGUAAAUAUGGAUAGACAACUAGAGGAGUCACUAGUAUCCACAUUCCUCCAGUCUUAUCAGAUUGUCGCACCUAUAUUGGACGCAUCCUGGCUCUGGACGCACUACGCAUGUCUAUGGACCAUUAAUUCAGACAUGUAUCGUCAACGGUGUCCGCUCAUCGAGAUCAUCCUCGCGUUAGGGACUCACCAGGUGUUGACGCUAUCUGUUGACGACAACGGUUACAACGCAGCUACUUUGGCGUAUAGUCCACCCGGCUAUGAUCUAUUUGAGAUUUCUCAGAUGGAAUUACUCAGAAGGACAACCGGACCAGAUUUGCUCAGCGUUCAGGCAUACAUAUAUGCUGCCAUCUACGCUGGCAAUCUGCAUUCACACUACAAAGCCCAUCAAAUGCUAUCACUAGCAGUUCGAGAUGCAUACCUACUCGAUUUGUCAAGUGGGAAUAGCGGCGCAGAACAGCUGAAAGGUCACAUAUCUGCAAAGAGGACAUGGUUGGCUUUACAGAUUAUGGAUACCAUUAUGUCAAAAGAAUCAGGCCUGCCGUUUCUGAUCCCAGCUACAAGAAACGAAGAAGUUGAUCUUGGUGACUUCGGGACUACUUACGACACUUUGAAUCACAACGGACUGUCCUACUUGGAGUUUUUCAGGCAGAUACACAGACUAUCUCAACUUAUUCGACAAUCUACUGCCGACUUUGACCAGAUUUGUAAUCAACAUAACUCUCCCGAUAUCUAUAUACACAACUUCUACAGUAAAGGGGCAUCAUCUGUAAAGACAUCAAUCAAGGCAAUGUCAACGUGGUUCAAAGCCAUUCCCCCUGCCCUCAAAAACUUUACCAAGGACACUUCUGAUAAUACUAGCGAUAACAACCACAACAACCUCGACUCCUCCCUAGACGGUGAUAUCCCCAUGUGGCUUCACCGGCAAUCUCUAGCCCUCAAAAUGUCCUACCACAUGGCCUGCCUCCUCCUCCUCCGCUCCUUCUCCCUCUCUCCCCCUACCACCACCAUCGAGAGCAGCCACCACUCCACCUCCGCCGAACUCAGCAUCACAUGUCUCAAGCACGCGAUAUCACUCACGGCAACUUUGGCGGACAACCUAAACAGCGGCUCGUUCAACGUUCUGGCGCAGGCGACGAGGUUUCAGUGGCUGGCCAUGCUGUGUCUUACGGGAUACGUGAGCACUCACACGACAACGCCCCACACUACGAUGGUGGCGCGGAGGGCGGUGGGUGUGAUAAUUAGGAAUCUAGAGAGGUUGGCGGAGCACAGGGUGUUGCAGGCGAGGGAAGCGGUGGAGAGGGCGAGGGGGUUGGUGGAGAUGAUGAGGGUGGCCGUUGAGGGAACCAUAAGUAAGGUUUGUCAAUUGGGGCAGCCUGAUUUAACACAGCUGUUCUUAUCCUCAUCUUCAGAGCUGGUGGACUCUAUGACGGUAGGGUCAGUGGACUUGUGGAGUGAUCUUUCAUCAUUACCGUACCACCCUUGAAGAGUCACCGCAAGAAACGGUAUAAUAAGAUAGCGGCUAUACAGCAAAUUAUAUAAAAACCGUCCUCGUUUAGUAUAACUACUUUAUAUAAGUUCAAG